This is a messenger RNA of Planococcus citri (citrus mealybug), 4875 nucleotides long. RefSeq names its product attractin-like protein dsd (gene dsd). Bases 157 to 3936 code for a protein of 1259 amino acids. Gene Ontology annotation, cellular component: Golgi apparatus. The record is from RefSeq and is a predicted model, not a curated record. Gene Ontology annotation, molecular function: protein binding. NCBI's taxonomy places the organism in Eukaryota, Metazoa, Arthropoda, Insecta, Hemiptera, Pseudococcidae. The transcript has 22 exons.
GGUUGUGGAUGUGGAUCUUCAGCUCCGUCCAUCUCUGCCGUGAAUAUUCAUUCUCGUAUCAAAAAUGUCCAAUAUUGUGGUUUAAUCAAAACACAACGGGUUAUUUUUCACUUGGUGGUGUUUUUCAAGUGAAAAUAUGUUACUGUACGAUUGAAAAUGUCAUUCUAUACGAGUAGUUUGCUACUCUUUGUUACGUCCAAGAAUAGGCGGAAGUAUAGUAACGAUAUAUUGCUGCUGAUCGUAAUCUAUUCGUCGGUUUAUUUGGUCUUUUCGUAUAACAUAAAAUGUCGAGAUAUCGAGUGUGUGAAUGGCGAAUGUAUAAAUGGAACUUGCAUAUGUCGCGACGGAUGGCAAGGACCUUUUUGUCAGUUCUGCGGUGGCAAGAUAAGACUAUCGAAUCAGUCGGGAUUCAUUUACGACGGGAUUGGAAAUUACAGCAUAGAUAGCAGGUGUAGUUGGUUGAUCGAUGCUGGUAGUUCUAAUUCCACUAUUCGAUUACAUAUCGAAGAAUUUGGCACUGAAUGUGGCUGGGAUUAUUUGUAUAUUUUCGAUGGUGACAGCAUUCAUUCUCCUUUAGUUGCCGUCUUAAGUGGACUAAUGUAUUCGGAUAGUUAUGCUGUUAGACGACUGCCAGAAAUUGUUACUACGUCUGGAUACGCUUUAAUUUAUUUUUAUAGUGACAUAGCUAUUAAUAUGUCAGGUUUUAAUAUAACGUAUAGACUUAAUUCAUGUCCAAGUCGUUUAUCUUCUGUUUCCUGUUCCGGCAACGGGAUUUGUAUAGAAGGUGUAUGUACCUGCGACGCAAUGUUCACCGGAGAAGCUUGCGAUGUUCCUGUUUGUCCGAAUAACUGCAGUUAUAGUAACGGCGUUUGUAAACGCGAGCAACAUAAAUGUGAUUGUAAUCCCAAGUAUAAAGGAGAUGACUGCAGCCAAGUUGCUGAUAAUGGAUAUUGGGAAGUAAUACAACACAAAGAUUUCUUGCCGCAAGGAUCUGCUUCUCAUACGGCCGUAGUUUGGCGAGAUUCGAUGUACGUUAUCGGUGGAGAAUCGUUUAAUAGGGCGGAGAUGAUUUAUGUGUACGAUUUUAAUGGAAAUGUAUGGGAAACACCUCACAUGGAUAGUAAAAAUGUUCCUAUACCUCGUUACGGUCAUUCUUCGGUUUUAUUCGGAGAUAAAAUCUACGUUUACGGAGGGGUAACGGCAAAUGGGCAAAUUUGCAAUGAACUUUGGGCUUUUGAUGUCAGUGCCAAAACAUGGGAGAAUAUUACCGUUCGAAGUGACCCUUGUAUUCCAUCUAAUGCGACCGCGAUGUGCGGUCCUUUGAAAAGCGUCGGCCAUACUGCGACAUUAUUUACAAAUAAAUCGCGUAAAUCGGAAAUAAUGAUCGUUAUUUUUGGAUAUUCGCCUGUAUUCGGAUUUUUGAACACUGUCCAAGAGUAUCAUUUCGGCACAAGAGAAUGGAAAAUAGUUAAAACCAAAGGAUUCCCGGUGAAAGGCGGAUAUGGUCAUACCAGCGCUUGGGACCCGCUUACUCAGCGUAUCUACGUGUACGGAGGUUUCAUAUCGUCUAGUGUGGCGUCAUCUCAUAUAAGUGAUAGAUUGUACUCGUACGAUCCCACCUAUCGCACUUGGAAAAUGUUGAUGAAAGCUCCGAGUCCUCGGUACCUUCAUACGGCCAAUUUCAUCGACGGAUUGAUGCUGGUUUUUGGAGGCAAUACGUAUAAUGGCUCAACCAACAGCGAAUUUAUGAAGUGUUACUCUCACGAAUUCCUCAUGUACGAUGUGUUUUGCGAUACGUGGGUCAAGUCUUCCGUGCCAUCGAUGUUUUAUAGUGAUUUAGCUCGGUUUGGUCAUUCGGCUGUUACGUUCGAAGGAUCUUUGUACAUUUAUGGUGGAUUCAAUGGACAAAUGAUGAACGAUAUACUAAAAUUCACUCCGGGAAGUUGUUUUGCACUUAUCAGUCAGUCAUCCUGUCUGAACAUGAAACCAGGAUUAAAAUGCAUUUGGGAUCGUAUCCAAGGAAAAUGUCUUCCUAAUACUGCCAUAUCGCGUAGUCAAAUUACCGCUUCUCUAGACAGAACGGAUGAUUCAAAUGUUUACAUUAUAUGCGCUGAAGAAAGCCGUUCACAGAUCGCCACGUCGAUGGAGUUAUGUUCGUCUUUACGCGAUUGUCAGUCGUGUGUACAGACGUCUCUGCAUUGCGGCUGGUGUCCUCAUCAAGGGAUCUGUACGCAGAACAAUCGAUGUAAAGAGCCUUUACCUAAUGCAAUGGGCUAUACUACUUUGAGACCUUAUCAGAAUUGUAACGCCGACGAUAAUGCAUACUGUCACAAUCAGCACACUUGUCAGGCAUGUUCGCUGGUACAGAACUGCUACUGGAAUCGUAGCGGAUCGUUUUGCGUACCUACCACUAAUUUAACAAUGGAAGAACAACAGGAUGUGGGCUCGUGUCCAAAUAGCUGUUCUGACUACACGUCGUGUUCCAAUUGCACAGAGAAUAGUUGCAUGUGGUGUCAUACCGAAGAACGAUGCAUCGAUAAAAAUGGAUAUUCGUCUACCUUUCCUUACGGCCAAUGUCGCGAAUGGACCGCUAAUUCUAAUCGAUGUCGACCUUCGACAGGUAAAUCGGCUUGUACGUUUUAUAAAUCCUGCGGAGAAUGUCAGACUGAUCCGGAAUGUGGAUGGUGCGACGAUGGAUCCGGCACCGGAUUAGGAUUCUGUUUACCCGGUGGAAAUACUAGUCCACAGAUUUGCUCGAGCGGAAAUUGGUGUUUUACGUGUUGCCCUUCUUGCCAGUGCAACGGUCACAGCGUAUGUUUAAGUAAUACAAAUAUAUGCAGUCAACCAUGCGGUAAUUUCACUCACGGUCCUCACUGCGAACGUUGUAUUCACGGAUAUUAUGGAAAUCCUUUAAACGGAGGGACUUGUUUACCUUGCGAGUGUAAUAAUCAAGCUAAUCAAUGUCACGCGGAGACCGGAAGGUGUUUCUGUACGACCAAAGGUAUUAUUGGAGAUCAUUGCGAAAAAUGCGAUACGCAGAAUCACUAUUUGGGAGAUCCUACCGUACCUCGUGGCUCUUGUUUUUACGAACUAGCGAUUGAUUUCCAAUUCACGUUUAAUUUAUCGAAAAAGGAAGAUCGCCAUUUUAGGCAAAUUAAUUUCAAAAACAGUCCGCCAAAAGCGGAAAUCGACGCUGAUUUUAAUAUUUUAUGUUCUGUUCCGGCGAAAAUGAAUAUUACAAAGAAAACAGGUGAUAAAGAUAAAGAAAAAGUGUUACUAGAAGCGCAUAAUUGUUCGAAUUUUCGGACACGAUUUUCCAAAACCGAGCAUAGUUUCGGAUUAGACAAUAACGAUUCGAUGACUACUUUUUACGUUUACGUUUAUGAUUUCCAUCCGCCGUUAUGGAUUCAGAUAUCGUUCUCACAGUAUCCCAAGCUGAAUUUACAACAGUUUUUUAUUACGUUUUCCUCAUGCUUCUUGUUGUUGUUAUUGGUUGCGGCUGUUCUAUGGAAACUCAAGCAAAAAUACGAUACAUAUCGUCGACGUCAGAGACUUUUUGUCGAAAUGGUACAAAUGGCUCGGAGACCUUUCUCAACUAUUAAUUUGGAAAUUGAUCCGAAAAGCCCACCGGAAGACGUCACCACCAUUUCUGUAUCGGAUACGCUGAGUCGGCGGAAAAAAGAAUAUCCGAAUCCUAUAGCAAUGGAACCGUGCAACAAUAAUAAAGCGGCUGUGCUCUCAUUAAUUGUUAGAUUACCUACAGGUAGUGAUGCUCAUACUCCAAAUGGCCAAUCAGGUAUCGCAAUAGCCUCAGCUUUAGUUACAUUAGGCGGUAAUACUAGAAAAAUAAGUAUCGACUCAACGGUGAAAACCGAUCCUAAAGGUAAAGGCCGUAAAUGCACCGUAACUAAUCAAAAUGCCGAGAAUUGCAUUUAGUAUAAUUUGCGUUUAUUAUGUAUUUAUUUAUUUUCGCGUUAUUUUAUAAGAACUGACUUCAUAAUAAGUGUUUUUAAAAGAAAGAAUGGUGAAAAAAAUGACGUAAAUGAUAAGUUUAAAUGAGAAAAAAAAUAUUUAUGAUUUUUUUUUAAUUAACUUAUUAAAUCAAUAUUUUAAAACAUUAUUUUAAAUCGCGUUUCUCGUUUAUUUGUUCCAUCACAUUUGUGUUUUAUCUUCUAUUUAAGACUUGUAAUACUUUCCAUCUUUUAUUAAUUUUUUCUUUUCGAAAUUUUCUAGUCAUUUCUCGCUUUUUAUUUUAUUUUGUCAUCACUCUGCUAAGAUGUAUUCGAGUCACCGAUGUUUAUUUAAUAAUUUAUUUAUUUUUUAUUGCGAACAUUUUUGUUAAAUAUGUUUUUUUUCCCCUGUAGAUUUUAUUAUUCUGUUUUAGAUGACAUUUGCCCGGAGCAUUGUGUAGUUUUUAAGUAUAUUCCAUUAUUGAAUGAUAUCGCGCAACAUUGCCUUUUUGUAGUAUUUUUUUAAAAACUUUUAUCAUUCCCCUUUGAAUCUCGAUGCAUUUUUUUAAAAUGAAUGUUUAGUUCAUUCCAGUAAAUUAAAUGAAUUUUUAAAUUAUUCGGCGUCAUUCUUACUGAGGAGCUGACGUUAUAAAAUCAGUAUUGUUAACUUUUCUCGUUUUUUUUUUUUUUUUUUAACCGAGUGUGUGAAGAUUUUUUUGUAAGACAUGUUUUUACAAAAUGUUUGUUAGGUUUUCGAAUUGUAUAUGUUUUUUCUUUCUUUUUUUUUUUUGUUAUUUAUUUGUACCUAUUGUGUUUGUCGUGAGUUACGUAUCGUAUGACAUUGUAAAUGUUUUUAAAAAAUAUUUUAAUUCAAUGUUUAUUGUAAUUCUCAUUUGUGAAAGUGAAUUAGACAUUUUGUUCAUGA